Fibroporia radiculosa is the source of this 828-nucleotide messenger RNA. RefSeq lists its product as uncharacterized. The record is from RefSeq and is a predicted model, not a curated record. The transcript is spliced from 8 exons. Gene Ontology annotation, cellular component: membrane. The coding region runs from base 1 to 828 and encodes 275 amino acids. NCBI's taxonomy places the organism in Eukaryota, Fungi, Basidiomycota, Agaricomycetes, Polyporales, Fibroporiaceae. Gene Ontology annotation, biological process: lipid metabolic process. Gene Ontology annotation, molecular function: oxidoreductase activity, acting on the CH-CH group of donors.
AUGCCACUGUUUUCUAGUCUCAUUCCUACUGCAAUAAGCGCAUAUGGUCUUCAAACUUUGCUAGCUGCCAUAUUUGUGCCCCAGGCAAACGAGAAGUUUUUUGAUCUCGGCGGAGCACUCGGAUUCGUCUCAACCACCUUUGUAUCUCUAUACUACCCCUCGGUGAAAGCCAAGUACUGGGAUGGCACUUUGACCGCUCUUCCUCCACUUACCAGCUUUUCGCCACGUCAACUAUUGCUGAAUGCCGCCAUUCUGGCGUGGAGCACGCGCCUUGGCGGCUUUUUGGUCACUAGAGCUCUCAAAGCUGGUGGUGACUCUAGAUUUGAUGGAGUCAAGCAUAACCCUGCCAAAUUUACUGGAUUCUGGGUGGGCCAAGCCACGUGGGUGUUCGUCGCCGGUUUACCUGUCUAUCUCGCGAACAGCCUUCCCGCUGUCGCCCAUCCUCCACUAUCUGCUCUUGACUAUUUUUCUGUUGCUCUUUUUGCCGGCUCUUGGCUGUUUGAGAUUGUUGCUGACCAUCAGAAAACUGCUUGGCGUAACGCAAAGAACAACAGAAAACACGACGAAAAAUUUAUUACACAUGGGCUUUGGAGCAUCAGUCGCCACCCUAACUACGUUGGCGAGGUCGGCCUUUGGACCGGUAUCUGGCUGCUUUCUCUGAAGAGUUUGCAAACCGUCUUCUUUCCGCAGGCAACGUGGGUUCUAGCUGGCGGGAGUCCUCUGCUGAUGUGGUUCUUGCUUCGGAAGGUAUCAGGUGUACCUCCCCUUGAGAAGGCAGGCGAUCAAAAGUUCGGCGAUGAUCCGAACUGGCAUGAGUAUAAGCGGUGA